AUUGAUUGCAUAGUAUAACGUAAUGGACAGCACAGUGACUUUGGAUAGACCACGAGUGCUUAUUCCACUUAACUGGACUUCUAAUAUUAUCUGAAAAUUUGGAAUAGACAGUUAGUAAACAAAAUAUAGUUAAUGUCGUAGAAACAGCUAUUGCAAUGGCUACUCCAGCUGCACGCCUCUUCAGUAAACUAGACGGUCUGUUCGCUGUGUACAAACCUCAAGGAGUUCACUGGAAACUUGUCAGGGACACUAUAGAGACGAACCUACUAAAAGCGGUUAAUUCGUGUCCUGCGGCUCCACCGCGCUGUAAGGUCCAGUUUCAGCUUUUACCGAGUGGAGACUGCAGCAGCUCCAGCCAACUCACCGUCACCAAGACCAAUCUGCCUGCUCUGGCUGAUCAUCCUCUGGUGACAGGACCAAGAUUUCAUAAGAUCCGUGUUGGAGUUGGACAUCGAUUGGAUGCAUUUUCCUCCGGAGUGUUAGUUUUGGGUCUGGGGAAUGGAAACACUGCCCUGGAGAGUCUGUAUAGAUCACAUGUGACCAGGGAAUACAUGCUGGAGGGGGAAUUUGGAAUUGCCACAGAUGAUUUCACUCACACUGGACGAGUUAUAGAGCGAAGCACAUUUGAUCAUAUUACAAACGACAAGCUAGAGAGAGUGUUGGCCAUGAUCCAGGGAGCCAAUAAGAAAGCUUUAAUAACGUACUCUCACGUGGACCUGAGCACUCAGGAGGCUUAUGAGCUUGCGGUGAAGGGGCUAUUGCGUCCACUGGAUAAAAGUCCUCCCAUUUUAACUGGCUUGCGAUGUCUCAGCUUUAAGCCACCUCAGUUCACACUAGAGGUUCAGUGUGUGAAUGAAACUCAGCGGUUCCUUCGAAAACUGGUGCAUGAGGUGGGGUUGGAACUGCGAACUAAUGCAGUCUGCACCAAGGUGCGUCGCACACGAGAUGGUCCUUUUAAAAUGGAGGAUGCUCUGACUCGCCACCACUGGACUGCUGAUGAUAUAAUACCAGCCAUUGCGAACUUUCGCCGUACUACACGGAAAAUCCGGAAGAAUGACAUUUACAGACAAGCUAUCAAGCAGUCAGACUCUACCACUCAGACUCAAGGACAAGCAAGGACUAGUACUUGUCAGUUAGAGUCUGUUAGCCAAGAGAAAGCAGGAUCACUGAGUCCUCCUUCAGAAAUGUCUGUUGACAGCAGGCAACUGUAAUGUCCUUUAAUACGAUGGUGGAAUAAGACCCAAUUAUUCCAUUGUGGAGAUCUGUGUUCUGAUUUAUUUGUUAAUCGAACUUUCAAAGUGUUUAUUGUUGUAUAUUGUAAUAUGGGAGGGUGAGUCAGAUGACACCCUGAAAAGUGUAAAUAAAAAAUAAAAAUAAAAAAAUCAGGAAACGGAAUCAAUUUGUCUACAGAAUAAAAAUGUUUAUGAACUCUUGCUUUGAACAAAAUGGUUUGUACUUCCUGUUUGCAUUAAACAAUGCCAAAUAAAAAGAAAGCAAUUUAAUAUAACUCGUC
Molecule: messenger RNA, 1513 nt
Organism: Hemibagrus wyckioides
Lineage: Eukaryota; Metazoa; Chordata; Actinopteri; Siluriformes; Bagridae
Gene: trub2
Product: TruB pseudouridine (psi) synthase family member 2
Exons: 9
Coding region: 156-1211 (351 amino acids)
Biological process (GO): RNA processing; pseudouridine synthesis
Molecular function (GO): RNA binding; pseudouridine synthase activity
Source: RefSeq, a predicted model, not a curated record